This is a messenger RNA of Hyaloscypha bicolor E, 1281 nucleotides long. RefSeq lists its product as uncharacterized. The record is from RefSeq and is a predicted model, not a curated record. Lineage: Eukaryota; Fungi; Ascomycota; Leotiomycetes; Helotiales; Hyaloscyphaceae. The transcript has 7 exons. Bases 1 to 1281 code for a protein of 426 amino acids.
AUGCCACCCCCAAAUCCUUUACACAAAAUGUCGAUCUGCAGUAAGCGCCGCAAACGGUCUGAGCGAUCACAGUCUAAACCUCCUUCGGAAAUUGAAAGAGCAAGGUUCAACCACGCCGCGAGCACGGUGCUUCCAUGCAUCCUUAAUAAUAUUUUCGCAACUGCUCUCAUCGAUGUGCAAACCCUCUCCAACGCGUUAUGCUCGAACACAACACGAUUAUCACAUGUCUCGGUUUGCGUACAAACAUCGUGCACAUGGCCAGACCAAGUCAAUGCUUCUAGAGCUGAGAGCAAAUUUUGUGCGGGGUUCCCUAUAGAAUCUCGAAGCAAUCAUCUGAUAGUUCUGGCGGCUGUUUUGUCGGUUGUGAUAUUUCCCAUUGUUGGGCUGAAAUUGUGGAUGCGGUGGACUACCAGCCACCGGCUAUGGGCUGACGACUACACCGCACUUGUUGCUGCUAUAUGCCUUGCCGCUAUAGCUGGUUGCGAUAUUGCGGCCGCUUCCAUGGGUCUUGGUAAACAUUACUGGAACAUCAACCCUGAACAUUACACACCCUUAUACCAAUCUAACAGCCUUCGGAUGUUUUACGCUUCCCAAAUUAUAUAUGUUGCUGUUCAAGUCUUCGCCAAAACGUCGAUUCUCUUGCUUUACCUCCGAGUAUUCACACAUUGCUGGUUCACAAUAGCUUGUAACCUCUGCAUCGUAUUCCUUGUGCUACACGGCAUCGCCUUCACCCUGGCAGUCAGCUUCCAAUGUAAACCCGUUAAAUCUCUCUGGAAUCCUCGAGUCACAGGAAAGUGCAUCAAUCUGACCGCUACUGGGGUCGCCGGCGCCAUUAUCAGUAUCGUCGAAGAUUUAGUCAUCCUUAUUCUCCCAAUACCCGAGAUCAUAAAUCUUCAAAUGAACAAGAGCAAAAAAUGGGGCCUUGUGUUGCUGUUCGGCAUCGGAUCCUUUGCGUGUCUUACGAGCGGUAUCAGACUAAAAUACUUUAUGAAUUUUGGAAAGAGUUUGGAUCCAACUUGGGCGUACAUCAAUGUCGUAAAAUGGUCGAUUAUCGAAGAGUUUACCGCUGUUCUCUGUACUGCUUUACCCUCGAUGUGUGCCGUGUUCAGACAUACCUUUGGCCUUCUCACCGACGGUCUGCAAUCUCUCACUGGAAGUUUUACUACUCGUCGUGAUCAUUCACAACCUUCCGGGGACAAGGCUAGUUCCUGCCAGUCAUUGACAAUACAUCCCAAGCAUCGAUACCCAAGUUUAGUGGACUUAGCCCUGGAAAUAGGGUGA